UUUCUCUUCUCGCAUUGUACUCUUUACUUUUACCAAUAAAAUAAACUUUUUUUAAUAUAUAUGUAUAUAUAUCCGAUCGAUUCGUCAGCUUGAGCAUUGAAGAAAAACUAUAUAUGCGUGUAUAAUGGCCUCUAAAAUCUUGUUUUGCUUGCUCUUCAUCAUGAUAUUCUUGGGAAUUGAUGAGGCAUUAUCUCUUGAGGAUUCUAAUUAUUCCAUCGAAGCUAUGCACCAGGAAUGGAUGAGUCUUCACAGAAAGAAUUACUCACAUCUUGAAGAGCACCAGCUCCGUUUCAAAAUAUUCGAGGAAAAUGUGAACUACAUAAACGCAUUUAACGCCAAACCCAACCAGAGCUACAAGCUUGGGAUCAACAAAUUUGCAGACUUAACCAACCGCGAGUUCCGUGAGAUAUAUGCAAGUGGUCACAAGCCCAAAGGGUCGCAUGCCUCAGCCUCAAACGAGCAUAAGCGAUUUGCGACUCAAGAUUUGAUGAGUAGGCCGGACAACUGGGACUGGGUAGAACAUGGUGCCGUAACUCCAGUCAAGAACCAAGGACAGUGUGGUACGUAAAUAAACUACAUUAUUCAAUUGUAAUUAAGUAGUUUCUUCUAUCAAAUGCAUGAUUUAG
Messenger RNA from Cuscuta europaea, 626 nucleotides. The record is from the annotation of a GenBank genome assembly. NCBI's taxonomy places the organism in Eukaryota, Viridiplantae, Streptophyta, Magnoliopsida, Solanales, Convolvulaceae.